AUGGCCACACCAUUGAGCGGGACAGUGGUCAUCACUGGUGCCAGCGGGUCUCUGGGAUCAAAGAUUGCGUUGAAGAUCGCGCGGCGACAUCCCCUCUGUCACUUACUUCUCACAGCACGAGAUGUAUGGUCGAAGAAGGUAGAAGUCUUGUCAGAAGACAUCCGAUCACUUGGCCCUCGAUCUUUCGAGAUUGCCAAAUUAGAUCUUGCGAGUUUCCGCUCAGUCCGAAAGUUUACAAAGAGCACUGUCGACAGAGUCCGAACUGGAGAUAUACCAUCAAUACAACUGCUGAUCAACUGUGCAGCGAUCGUUUCAUUCAAAGCCGAUGCAUUCACAGAGGACGGUUUCGACUUAGUCUAUCAAACCAACUGCCUGGCACCAUUCUUGCUUACCAUAGAUCUCUUGGAAGCCUUCCGGUUGAGUGAUGGAGGUAAUGGAACCCGGGUCAUCAAUAUCGGUUGUUCUCUGAUGUCGCACGGCAAACUCGAUUACUUCGAUAACUACACGAGCAAGAAGAUCGACUCGCCGCUGGGAGUAGACGAAGGACUCAUUCGGUUCGGUAGUAGCAAGCUGUUGUUGAACGCUCUAAUGUACGCAUUGAGAAGGAGUCUGGCCAUGACAUCGAAGAUCGACCUUACCAUUUUCACACUCGAUCCCACGCGGACGUCGUACAGUAGCAGACAUGCCACCAAGACACCAGCGAAACCUCGCAUGAAAACCGGAUUGCUGCUUGCAAUUCCAUAUAUGACGCAGAUGUUCUUAAAGAACAUGAUCAACAGCGCCAGCAGAUCAGCAGACGCUGUUGUGAAAGUGGCCUUCGACCCAUUGAAGCACGAUAGGAUAGGAGAGGAGAAGUAUUUCGUGCUUGAGGAUGAAUAUUAUGUCAGGGACACGGUCAAGCUCACCAACGACCACGAGUUCAUGGAGAUGUUUCUGCGGCAAUCACUGAUGGAUGUGGGUGUGGCUGACGAAGAAAUCGUUUCUCCUGUUUUCCAACCAAGACAAACACACCUCCACCAAAGAAAUCGCAUACUCAAGCUGUUAGGCUUGGGCUGCGUCCUGACCUUUUUCGGAUUACUCAUCCUUCAUCCAUCCACACGAAAUCACCUUCCUCUUCUCGGAGUUGCGUCGCCCGCAGUGAAACACUUUGAGAUAGAGACACUACGGUAUUAUGAUUUAGAGACCGUGCAAGGGACGUCAAGGGGCUGGGAGAGGGAAGAACGAGUUCUUCUCUGCACUCCUCUGCGAGAUGCAGAGGAGCACCUACGAAUGUUCUUCAACCAUCUCAGGAAUUUCACAUACCCGCACCACCUGAUAGACCUCGCAUUCCUGGUCUCCGAUUCCAAGGACAAUACGGAAGGUCUUCUGACACAGCUACUAGAAGAAUUACAGGCGGAUCCGGAUCCCAAACAACCAUAUGGAGAGAUCUCAGUAAUUCAUAAGGACUUUGGGCAGAAAGUCAACCAGGACGUUGAAAGUCGGCAUGGAUUCGCAGCUCAAGCAAGUCGGCGAAAAUUGAUGGCUCAAGCGAGGAAUUGGUUGAUGUACUCUGCACUAAGACCUACGCACAGUUGGGUUUACUGGAGAGAUGCUGAUGUGGAGACUGCUCCUGUUACUUUGAUUGAAGAUCUGAUGCGACACGACAAGGAUGUCAUUGUACCAAAUGUCUGGCGUCCACUGCCUGACUGGCUUGGUGGAGAGCAACCAUAUGAUCUCAAUUCGUGGCAGGAAUCAGAAACAGCACUCGCCCUAGCAGAGACUCUUGACGAAGAUGCAGUUAUCGUUGAAGGCUAUGCGGAGUACGCGACAUGGAGACCUCAUCUAGCCUACCUCAGAGAUCCUUAUGGAGACCCGGACAUGGAGAUGGAGAUUGAUGGUGUAGGAGGAGUUUCAAUUUUGGCCAAAGCUCGUGUCUUCAGAGCUGGCGUUCACUUCCCUGCAUUCUCAUUCGAAAAGCAUGCCGAGACGGAAGGCUUCGGAAAAAUGGCUAGGCGGAUGGGAUUUUCGGUCGUUGGACUGCCCCACUACACGGUGUGGCAUCUGUAUGAGCCUAGCGAACAAGACCUGCAGCACAUGCAAGAAAUGGAAGCAGAGCGCAAUUCACGAGCACAAGAGGAAAAGGAACGGGAAGAGCGAAUGAAGAGGAUCAAGGAGGAGUUCAAAGACCCGAAUAGUCAAUGGGAGAAGGACAAGGCUGGUAUUGCAGAAAAGACGAGACAAGAGGAGAAGGCAGCAGCAGAGAAGAAGGUAGCAGCAGAAACGAAGGAAGCAGCAAAGGAAACGGCCGCGGAGGCAAAGGCAGAGCAAGCAGGGGAGAAGAUUCAAUCUCCCGAUACUGCUUCAACAUCCGAGGAGAGUGUCAAGGGAAAACGGCCGCUGGGUAAGAAAGCUUCCAGCGACUGA
This is a messenger RNA of Endocarpon pusillum Z07020, 2403 nucleotides long. RefSeq lists its product as uncharacterized. Gene Ontology annotation, cellular component: mannan polymerase complex. The transcript has 4 exons. Gene Ontology annotation, molecular function: alpha-1,6-mannosyltransferase activity. The coding region runs from base 1 to 2403 and encodes 800 amino acids. NCBI's taxonomy places the organism in Eukaryota, Fungi, Ascomycota, Eurotiomycetes, Verrucariales, Verrucariaceae. The record is from RefSeq and is a predicted model, not a curated record. Gene Ontology annotation, biological process: protein N-linked glycosylation; cell wall mannoprotein biosynthetic process.